AUCUUCAGGCGUGUGUUGAAGCUUCCUGGCAAUCUAUACUAAAGAGUAAUCGAAUAAAUAUACAAGUUUCGCAAUGCCGUACAGAAAUUUCACAUUGCAAACAAUACUAAUUGUGGCAAUUUUGCCGCUGAUCUGCUUGGCUACUGAUCCUGACGAUCGGUGGCACACAUAUCGGGCCUCGCCAAGGCUGACCGGACCCGUUAAGCUACUGCACGAUUCCCAGGAUGCGACACUGAAUUCCUUGGAUGAGGCACUGCAGAAGAUCUCAACGAUCUAUAUGCAUGCACUGGUCUCUGGCACACAUACACCUGAAUUGGAGGCGCCACUGCGAGCCCUCGAAGUGGAACUUUUCGAUCUACUGGAUCAGUUGUACAAGCAGCAUCGCCUCAAGGACUAUAUGCAGUACGAGGCGGAAGUGACGCGACAAAUGAUUAUCUACAACAUGCUCAAGCGAUUGUUCGGCUAUACCCAAGACAAUGGAGAAGCUGAGCAAUAGAAAUUGUGUGGAGGGGCGAAGGGAAAUGAAAGUGAUUGAAUAAA
This is a messenger RNA of Drosophila obscura, 540 nucleotides long. RefSeq lists its product as uncharacterized. Bases 74 to 496 code for a protein of 140 amino acids. The record is from RefSeq and is a predicted model, not a curated record. The transcript has a single exon. Lineage: Eukaryota; Metazoa; Arthropoda; Insecta; Diptera; Drosophilidae.